GACCCUUCCGACCCCAAUCAACAUGGCUGGCAGUGAGUUUGCUUCCUCGUCCUUCAAUGCUACAUACGGUAAUGGAUCAAUGGGUGAGGAUCCCUACUUGGAAGCUCCACUCAAGCAGAUCCUCAUCACAGUCUUCGUGGUGAUCUUUGCUCUCAGCUUAUUCGGCAACUUCCUCGUCGUCUUCGUCAUCGCUAGGAACAAAAGCAUGCACACGGUGACCAACUUCUUCUUAGCCAACCUCGCCUUCGCCGAUCUCUUGGUGGCUGUCUUCUGCGUGAUUCCGCAGCUCCUGUGGUAUGUCCUUGAAAGCUGGCCUCUAGGCUUGCUGAUCUGUCGUCUUCACAAGUACAUGACCAGCGCUGCCACAACGGCUUCGAUCUUGAUCCUGACGGUGAUCUCUGUCGAGCGAUACAUCGCUAUUCUUCACCCCCUUGAGACGAGAAGGGUCUUGACGUCACGACGUCUGACCAUUACCGUCAUGCUUGUAUGGAUGCUUAGCGCGGUUGUGAACAUCCCGGUUGCGCUCUUCUACAAUCUCCUGCACUAUGGCGACAAUAAGUAUUGCACUCCGAGUACCUUGUCCGAAGGUGUGGCCCGUGUUCACUCCAUCUUAUUCUGUGUAUUCUUCUACACCAUCCCGCUACUUAUUAUGGCCGUGCUGUACGGCAUUAUCUCCAGGAAGCUUUGGACAACCAGCACUGGAAAGCGAGUCUUCACUAGCGGCGAGGACAGCGGCUUUCAGCGAGGUAAGGGCUCUCGAUUCACUAGCCGUAUCACAGGUCGCUUUUCAAAGGCGAAAGCCCACGCGUCUAACCAUUCCAGUACGAGCAACGCUGCAGCAAACAUCUACCGUCCUGACAAUGACACAGAAGGCACCGUUGUCUUGGAGAUAACGAAGGACUGUAACAAAAAGGAUGGCAAUGUCAAAUCAAAAUUAGAAGAAGUCAGCACUGAACCUCCUAAAAAUCAAAAGAUAGGUCCUUUCUUUGUCCAUGAGCCAACUGAUGAUCUUGAAUCAACUCCAGGAACUGAGAUGGAAGUGAAAGUGCCGUUGACUGCAAACGAAGGCAACAAUAAUUCAAACGGUAAGAAGGAUGAUACUACCAACAUAUCUGCAGUGUCGGGUUCAAAGCGUACAGGUCGUAAAGCACCCGACCCGAAACUAACGCGUAAUCAAUCGAGUAUGUCCGUCGGGAAGGACCGUUCCAGCAAGCGAGCGAACGACGAGAUCUCUAGCGGACGUUCUCGAGGCAAAGGACGCAGCAACGUCAUGGCGGCGAGGAAAAAAGUCAUCCGUCUUCUUGUCUUUAUCGUCGUCUCAUUCGCCCUUUGCCUUUUCCCGGUCCAGUUACAGACUUUCUGGCAGGCCUUUGGUCACAGCACUUUCCUCAGCAGUCAGGGCGGUAUCUACUUCCUGCCCUUCUCACAGGCACUUUAUUUUUUCAACAGCGCCCUCAACCCGUUCCUCUACGCGUUCUUCUCGGACAAUUUCCGCGCGAAGUUCAAGCAGACGUUGAAGCUGGGCGUACAGAGUAACCGCGCUAGCAUGGUCUCCAGAUCCGCCCUUCAGCGGCUACCGAGUAUGACAUCUUACGCUCAAACCGAAACCGUUUAUGUAUCUACAUGAGAGCACAGAAUCCGACAAAAGAUGUGCUUUGGUUGAUCCUACGGUAUUGAUUGUGUAUUGAACAGAACGACUUGUUUUCUACGAAUAGGCAAGCGGGCGAAGAACAACACUGCUAAAACGUAUUCAUUAAAUACACGUCCAUUUUCUGAAGUUUUCAUUUGAUUCGGAUCGAAAUUUUAUUGUCAAUGAAAAGUAUCCGGUGGAUGAGAUGCAAACAGUUUGAUACGUAUCCGAAGUGCAAUGGCUUUAUAAUCACGAUGCAUCUCGGAAUAGUUAUAUUGUCGAACAGAUGUUGACAUUCGGAAAUAUUUUCGCUAUCGACCAUUAUUGUUGUUUAGAAAUACUUUAUUGGAUACCCCAACAAAUUGUAUUUGAAUCAAACAACUCCGACGAACGAUGUUCUUGCUUGUAGGAAGGAUAUUGAUCGCUGAAAAGACUCAAUUUACAACUAUCCGGAAUAGUUUUUAUGAAAGCUCUUCAUGCUCUUAAAGAUUAUUGGAAUUCCUUUUCGUGGUAGGCCUAUGUAGUCAUUAAGAAAACCUGUGUACAAAUAUGUUAUCAUUAUAAGAAAUGAUAAGAUUCAUUUUUAUAUGAAUGGUGCUGUCUAACAGCGUAUUUUUUUUUUUAGAAACGCCAUGUCUAAAACCAUUGGCUAUCGAAUUUGCUGUUUUGUUCAAAUGAGUACAUGUACAAAACAUUCAGAAGAACACUAUUUUGGGCGAUAGAUGCCUCCUUUGUUUAGAGAGCAUUUUGCGACUCAAUCUUUAUUUACAGACCAGGGCGUCGUUGCACAAAACCGUUAUAAGUACAUGUUCGCAGACGAUCCUUUGAAACGCGUGUAUUACGUUUAGCACGUGCUUCAACGGGAUAUCGAUGAACUUGUACUUUUGACGGUCUCUUUCAAAGACGUUAUGACGUAAUGUACACUGUUGCUUUGCCACUGAAACAUGACCGUUCGCAUGUCCCAAACAGAAAAAAAUCCUCUGUGUGACCAUGCCUUGAACCAUAUAAAUGCAUGGCCAUACAGUGGCAAAGCAAUGGACUUGUAACUGUAAGGCCCCGAUAUCAAAACCGUGUCGAUGUGCUAUAUGAGUGCCCUUUUGUGAGGCUUA
Messenger RNA from Strongylocentrotus purpuratus (purple sea urchin), 2739 nucleotides. Its product is annotated as galanin receptor type 1. The coding region runs from base 23 to 1627 and encodes 534 amino acids. Gene Ontology annotation, cellular component: membrane. NCBI's taxonomy places the organism in Eukaryota, Metazoa, Echinodermata, Echinoidea, Camarodonta, Strongylocentrotidae. The record is from RefSeq and is a predicted model, not a curated record. Gene Ontology annotation, molecular function: peptide binding; G protein-coupled receptor activity. Gene Ontology annotation, biological process: G protein-coupled receptor signaling pathway. The transcript has a single exon.